CUGGCCACGCCCACACGCUGCUGCGUCACCACCUGCUGCUGUCAAUCAAACUCGAGUUCAGCCGGAGCUGCUGCUGCUGUCAAAAACACGAGCCGUUUACAAUCAAUAAAUCAUAAACCGGUACAUGUGCGCGACACAGACGCUCAGGAUUCACAGUCUGACUUAUUUUUAAAACUUCUACUCGUGUUUUAAAGGUUUAACUAAACUAGUUGAAGUUAGGGUGUAAGUGUAGCGAGUUAGCAGUGAAUAAACAACAUCAAGCCGCCUGAAGUCUUGAAGAGUUUUAAUGAGUUCAGCAGAUCAGCAGCGGGGAAUGCUGAUGCUGCAGCAGCCCGACACUCAACAUGCGCUGCAAAACCCAUAAUUUCGGCUGAUUUCCAGUCCUGCUGACUGAGCUUCGGUCUGAGUUCAGAUGAUGAUGAUGAUGAUGAAGGUCCUGGCCUGGGUUUUGCAUCUGCUGCCCGUCUGGAUGAUGUCUUCUUCUGCUGCUGCUGCUGCUGAUUUCUCUGUGAGGUUCGGAAACGCUCUUCCUUCACUCAGUCGUCCUGCAAACUCCAGCCAGAUCUUCUACGGCAUCAUGUUCGACGCGGGCAGCACCGGCACUCGCAUCCACGUCUACACCUUCAUCCGGAAAGACCCAGACGGAUUGCCCGUGUUGGAUAAUGAGAUGUUCCAGUCGAUGAAGCCGGGUCUGUCUGCGUAUGCCGACGUUCCUGAGAUCGCCGGUCACACGGUGCGGCAGCUACUGCGGGUGGCGAAGAAGACGGUUCCUCCGGUGGAGUGGAAGAGAACGCCCGUGGUGUUCAGAGCGACGGCCGGACUGAGGCUGCUGCCGCCCGCUAAAGCUCACGCGCUCCUGGAGGAGGUGCAAGACGUCUUCGACGAAUCUCCGUUUUAUGUGCCCGCUGACAGUGUCAGUAUCAUGAACGGGACGAGUGAAGGGAUUCUGGCCUGGAUCACAGUCAACUUCUUGACAGGCCGCCUGGACCGCAGCUCACAGAAGACGGUGGGAAUCCUCGACCUGGGCGGCGGAUCCACGCAAAUCACCUUCCUCCCGAAGUCAAAGAAAACCGUUGAAAGCGCUCCUGCUGAUUACAUCGCCAGAUUCCACAUGUUCAACUCCACGUAUGAGCUCUACACGCACAGUUACCUCGGGAACGGAAUCAAAGCUGCGCGGCUGGCGGCGCUCGGAGCGCUGGGAUCAGACGGUCUGGAAAGGAAAGUUUUCCGAAGCUCCUGUCUGCCCAAAAAACACACCGGCGACUUCAGCUUCGGAGGCGUAACUUACCAUGUCAGCGGAGUCACCGACGGUGUGACGGGGUUCAGGACGUGUUACCAGGAGAUGCUGAAGGUCGUGAAGGGCGUCAUUAAACAGCCUCACGAGCUGAAGGACAGCGCCACCUUCUACGCCUUCUCUUAUUACUUCGAUCACGCCGUGGAAGCCGGACUCAUCGAUGAAAGCAGAGGAGGAGCCGUGAAGAUCCGAGACUUCAGGAAAAGAGCAAAACAGGUGUGUAACCGACCGUCUGAGCGCAGUCAGGUCAAUCAUUUCCUCUGCAUGGAUCUCACGUACAUCGUUUGUCUGCUGAAAGACGGCUUUGGUUUUAAAGAAAGCACUGUUCUGCAGCUAACCAAGAAGGUGAGGAACGUGGAAACCAGCUGGGCUCUGGGCGCCGCGAUCAACCACUUCCAGAAGUUCAGGAUUCAUUAAACCGGUUUAACCACAGUGUCGUCUGCUCCUCAUCUCAUUGAAGCUGUUUUAAUCGAUUAUCAGGGUGAAUCUCACGGAAACAUCUCACCUCGAGUCGAAAGAAAGAAAAGCGUAAUGAUCCUAAAAUAGGACCGUUUUUAAUUAAGCAACAGAUUGAGAAAUGAACCCGUGUGAUCAUGUGGUGCUGUUUCACUUCCUCAGGAGUUCAUGUUAAUCGUAACGAAGGUUAAUGUGUGAUUGACAUCAGAAAACAUGUUCUUUUUGCAGUACAGAUGCAUCGACGGCUCCAGCGCUGCAGCUUCUGUACAUUUAUUGUUUACAUUACAAAGAUAAUGUUUGCAUCAGUCUGAGCAUUUCUUUUUGUUCUCCAAUUAAAAACUUUCACAUGUUCUUAUGAA
Molecule: messenger RNA, 2109 nt
Organism: Megalobrama amblycephala (Wuchang bream)
Lineage: Eukaryota; Metazoa; Chordata; Actinopteri; Cypriniformes; Xenocyprididae
Gene: entpd5b
Product: ectonucleoside triphosphate diphosphohydrolase 5b
Exons: 14
Coding region: 413-1711 (432 amino acids)
Biological process (GO): nucleoside diphosphate catabolic process
Cellular component (GO): membrane
Molecular function (GO): UDP phosphatase activity; GDP phosphatase activity
Source: RefSeq, a predicted model, not a curated record